Molecule: messenger RNA, 1161 nt
Organism: Elephantulus edwardii (Cape elephant shrew)
Lineage: Eukaryota; Metazoa; Chordata; Mammalia; Macroscelidea; Macroscelididae
Gene: WDR89
Product: WD repeat domain 89
Exons: 1
Coding region: 1-1161 (386 amino acids)
Molecular function (GO): protein binding
Source: RefSeq, a predicted model, not a curated record
AUGGAGAAGAUUGAGGAACUGUUUGCUAAUCUACACAUUGUUAAACGUUCUUCAGAAAAGAAAGAGCCCACUUAUCUGCUUGGAAUAGACACAUCAAAGACUGUACAAGCGGAUAAAGGAGGCUUGGCUGCUGUCUUAUGUUCUAAUGGAUCAAUCAGAAUAUAUGAUAAAGAAAGGUUAAACAUCUUACGCGAAUUUACCGAACAUCCUGGAGUUCUUAAUGGAGUGCGGUUUGCAAAUUCUUGUGACAGUGUAUAUUCUGCAGGUGCUGAUGGCACUGUAAAAUGUUGGGAUGCUCGAUUAGCCAGUAAUAAGCCUGUCCAGCUGUUCAAGGGUUACCCUUCUAAUGUUUUCAUCAGUUUUGAUAUCAAUUGUGAUGAUCAUGUCCUUUGUGCUGGCACAGAAAAAGUUGAUGAUGAUGCGUUGUUGGUAUUUUGGGAUGCAAGAAUGAAUUCUCAGGAUUUGUCUACCAGAGACCCACUGGGAACAUAUUCAGAGACACACAGUGAUGAUAUCACUCAAGUGUGUUUCCAUCCCAGCAACCGUAACAUGGUUGUGUCUGGUUCAACUGAUGGCCUUGUCAACGUAUUUGACAUUAGUUUUGAUAACGAAGAUGAUGCGCUGGUUACAACGUGCAAUUCUGCUUCAUCAGUUAGCUAUCUUGGUUGGUCUGGGAAAGAUUAUAAACAAAUUUACUGCAUGACGCAUGAUGAAGGAUUUUGUUGGUGGGAUCUUAAUCAUCUAGAUUCCGAUGAAUCAAUGACACGCUUGAACAUCCAGGAUGUCAGAGAAGUAAUUAAUGUGAAAGAAAAUAUUUUGGACUAUUUGAUUGGUGGGCUAUAUCAUGAAAAGUUGGACAAACUAUUUGUGGUUGGAGGAACAAACUCCGGAAAGAUUCACUUACUGAGCUGUACGGCUUCAGGAUUGAGCCAUGUGAUGAGCCUGCAGGGUGGGCAUGCUGCUACAGUCCGUUCUUUCUGUUGGAAUGCACAGGAGGAGUCUUUGCUAACUGGGGGAGAAGAUGCCCAGUUGCUUCUUUGGAAACCUGGAGCCAUAGAGAAGACCUUUACUAAGAAAGACAGCUUGAAAAUGGAGUCCUCAGUGCAUCAGCGUGUGCGAGUUCACAGUAAUGAUUCCUACAAGAAAAGAAAAAAGCAGUGA